GUGUGAACUCUAAAGACACAGGUUGACUCAGGAGGCCCAAGAAGGGAGAGGGCCAGAGGAGACGAUCUGUCACUGAUCCUGCCCCAGCUUGGUCCUCCAGAAAAGACCAGCAGCCUGCAGAACCCGGCGGGAGCCACCCCUCAGUGCCCCCACACACCCACCCUUCCUGCCUGAGAGACAGCAGAAGAUGGAACCAGGCAGGACUCAGCUACAACUUGACCCCAGGUACACAGCGGAGCUCCUGGAAGUGCUGAGAACCAACUACAGUGUCCCAACUGCCUGCUUCUCAUAUGCUCUUACAGCAGCCCAGCUCCUGCAAGUCCUGGGCCCCUUGGAAAUAUCCCUGACAGUCAUCAUGACCCUCCUGGCCCUGGGCUCGGUGGGCAUCUUCCUGGAGAAUGCCAUCUACCUGCACAGGAACACAGGCUGUACCAUCAAGCGCAGGACUCUGCUGUGGAUGAGCUCUGCACCCACGGUGGUGUCGGUGUUGUGCUGCUUCGGCCUCUGGAUCCCUCGCUCGCUCACCCUUGUGGACAUGUCCGUCGUGGCGUACUGCUCACUGUGCUUUUACCUGCUCAUGCUGAUCAUGGUGGAAGGUUUCGGGGGGAAGGAAAUGGUGCUGAAGACGCUGAAGGACACCCCGAUGCAGACGCACACAGGGCCCUGCUGCUGCUGCUGCCCCUGCUGCCCCCCUUUGCAGCUCACCAGGAAGAAGCUGCAGCUGCUGAUGGUGGGCCCCUUCCAGUACUGCUUCCUCAGGAUCUCAAUGGCCCUGGUCGGCCUCUUCCUCAUCCCCGAUGGCAUCUACAACCCAGCAGAUAUUUCCGAGAAGAGCACUGCGCUCUGGAUCAACAGUUCCCUGGGCGUAUCCACCUUGCUGGCUCUCUGGGCCCUGGCCAUCCUCUUCCGGCAGGCCAAGCUGCACCUGAGUGAGCAGAACAUGAGAGCUAAAUUCUCUCUGUUCCAGAUGAUGCUCAUCCUGACUGUGCUGCAGCCUGCCAUCUUCUCCAUCCUGGCCAAUGGUGGCCAGAUUGCCUGCUCGCCUCCCUACUCCUCCAAGACCAGGUCUCAGGUGAUGAACUGCCACUUCCUCGUCCCUGAGAUGUUCCUGCUGACGGUGCUGACACGGAGGUACUACCGAAUAAAAGACCACAAGGCCGGGCAUGGAACCUGCUGCACAGAGCUGGACUCAAGCUCGGUGGCCUGAGAGGUGCCCGGAUGGUGCAGAGCUGCUGUGCUUGCGGGAUGCGAGGUUCCACAGUUCCUUGGCCCCAACCAACGGCGUUGGCGGCCAGCGGGCAAGAACCAUUGACUGGAGAUAGGAAGGUAGACUGUGAUGAUGGAAUUAUUUUGGAUCUUGCCCAGGAAGAUAUUUUAAACUUUGUAAUAAACAAACGGGACAAAGUC
This is a messenger RNA of Cavia porcellus (domestic guinea pig), 1407 nucleotides long. RefSeq names its product solute carrier family 51 member A (gene Slc51a). Gene Ontology annotation, molecular function: transporter activity. Gene Ontology annotation, biological process: bile acid and bile salt transport. Bases 188 to 1207 code for a protein of 339 amino acids. Gene Ontology annotation, cellular component: endoplasmic reticulum membrane; plasma membrane. The transcript is spliced from 9 exons. The record is from RefSeq and is a predicted model, not a curated record. NCBI's taxonomy places the organism in Eukaryota, Metazoa, Chordata, Mammalia, Rodentia, Caviidae.